Messenger RNA from Morus notabilis, 2343 nucleotides. RefSeq names its product putative receptor-like protein kinase At4g00960. Gene Ontology annotation, biological process: protein phosphorylation. The coding region runs from base 68 to 2107 and encodes 679 amino acids. The record is from RefSeq and is a predicted model, not a curated record. NCBI's taxonomy places the organism in Eukaryota, Viridiplantae, Streptophyta, Magnoliopsida, Rosales, Moraceae. Gene Ontology annotation, molecular function: protein kinase activity; ATP binding. The transcript has 7 exons.
UAUUUCCAAGUUGGCCUCGCUUUAAAAGAACUUCAAGUACAUAUCACCAUAUCAGAAUCAGCAACCAAUGGCAAGGCUACUUUCUUCUUCUUCUUCAGUAGUUAUAUUUUUCAUACAUUUUCAAAUUCUCCUCAUCACCCAAGCCAUUGCUCAGCCAGACUUCCUGUAUCACUUUUGUGAAAACCACAAAGGCAAUUACCCCAGAAAUAGUACCUAUGAAUCCAACCUAAACCACCUCCUGUCAAUCCUUCCCUCGCAGGGCGGAAAUGGCUACGGCUUUUAUUAUCUCCCAUACGGCAAUUCUUCCAACCAAGUUUACGCAAUCGGGCUGUGCCGAGGAGAUGCUAAUCCCGACGUUUGCGUCAGUUGCCUCAACAACGCCACGCAGCGUCUCCCACAGAAUUGCCCCAAUCAGAAGGAGGCGGUCGGAUGGUAUGACUACUGCAUGUUGCGCUAUUCCAACCGCUCCAUGUUCGGCGUUAUGGAGACUUCUCUAAAAGUCUAUCUCUGGAACACCCAAAAUGUGUCUUCCAAUGUGGAUGAAUUUUUCUCCGACCUCAGGACCUUAUUGGAUGGUCUAAAAAACCGAGCCGCCUCUGGCAGCUCUCUUCGCAAGUUUGCGACAGGGAAUGCGAGUGCUCCAGAUUUUCAGACCUUAUAUGCGCUCGUUCAGUGCACGCCCGACUUGUCGAAGCAAGACUGCAACAAUUGCUUGGAUGACGCGUUUGACGAUAUUCCAACAUGUUGCGAUAACAAGAUAGGGGGAAGAGUCAUUGGCACCAAUUGUAACUUUAGGUAUGAGAUUAGGCUCUUUUAUAACCAGACAGAUGAUGCACCACUUGCUUCAUCUCCACCUCCGUCUACUAACGCAACCACAACUACAGGAGGAAACGAGAGUAACACGUCUAGAACGACUGUUAUUAUUGCUGUUGUUUCGAGUGCCGCUGUAGCUCUGGUGCUCAUAAUCUCCGUCUGCGUGUUUUUGAAAAAAAGGGGGGCAAGGAAAAUCGAUCAAACUCACCCCGUGAACGAACCUGUGGAAGAAAUCGAAAGUGUGGAAUCCUUGCAAUACAGUUUCGAAACUACUAGAGUUGCGACAGAUAAUUUUUCAGAGGCAAAUAAGCUUGGACAGGGCGGAUUUGGCUCUGUUUAUAGGGGAAAGCUUCCCAAUGGACAAGACAUAGCUGUGAAAAGAUUGUCUAGGAAUUCAAAUCAAGGAGAUUUGGAAUUCAAGAAUGAGGUUUUACUAGUUGCAAAGCUUCAACACCGUAAUCUAGUAAGGCUCCUCGGUUUCUGCUUGGAGGGAAGUGAAAGGCUUCUUGUGUAUGAGUUUGUUCCAAAUGCAAGUCUCGAUCAUUUCAUAUUUGAUCCAAGCAAGCGUGCAAACUUAGAUUGGGAGAGGCGCUACAAAAUUAUAGGAGGCAUUGCUCGAGGGCUCCUUUACCUUCACGAAGAUUCACGUCUAAGAGUUAUCCACCGAGAUCUCAAGGCUAGUAACAUUUUGUUGGAUAAAGAAAUGCACCCAAAGAUUUCGGAUUUUGGAAUGGCUAGGUUGUUUGUUGUUGAUCAAACUCAGGGCAAUACAAAUAGAAUUGUGGGAACCUAUGGAUAUAUGGCUCCAGAAUACGCAAUGCAUGGACAUUUUUCGGUCAGGACCGAUGUAUUUAGUUUUGGUGUGUUACUUUUGGAGAUAGUGAGCGGACAGAAAAAUAAUUGUUUCCGUCAUGGAGAACAUGUUGAAGACCUCUUAAGCUAUGCGUGGAGAAACUGGAGGGAUAGGACUGCAUCAAAUAUCAUAGACCCAUUAGUGAGGGUUAAUUCAGUAUCUGAAAUAAUGAGAUACAUCCAUAUCGGACUGUUGUGUGUCCAAGAAAAUGUAGCUCAUAGGCCAACAAUGAAUACAGUUGUUCUUAUGCUAAACAGCAAUUCUCUGUCACUCCCGGUGCCCACAGAACCAGCUUUCUUUAUGAAUAGCAACAUUGGAUCCGAUAUGGCAUUGGCAUCUGAAUUCAAUUCAAGGACCACGGAAUCGGAUCAUUCGGAAAGCAAGUCUGUUAAUCAAGCAUCUGCAAAUGAAGCUUCAAUUUCUGAACUCUACCCUCGCUAGUGAGGAAAAUUACUAGUUCAUAUACCAUGGUUAAUUGACGAAGUAAAUGCAUAGAAUUCUUCGUUUCACACUGCAAUGUAACGUGUUUUUAUAAAGGAAAUAAUUUCUUCCGGUUCUUCCCAAGAAUCGUCAACCUUCCAUGUUCAAUUAUCAAUUGUUUAUAUAUGUCUCAUAUGUAUCUAAUCCUAAAACCGAUAUGGAGAUAUCACUACUUACGAUUAUAAAGAGCGAAACAA